Molecule: messenger RNA, 2504 nt
Organism: Cercospora beticola
Lineage: Eukaryota; Fungi; Ascomycota; Dothideomycetes; Mycosphaerellales; Mycosphaerellaceae
Product: LMBR1 domain-containing protein
Cellular component (GO): membrane
Source: RefSeq, a predicted model, not a curated record
ACACGCGCGGCAAGAAUGCCAUGCAACGCCGAGCACCAGCAGGCUGCCGCAGUGGGCAUCGCGAUGCUUGAAUGGUGGGAGGAGGAUGCUCUGCCGUGCGGUGGUGGAAGUCAAUGCGGAAGCACCUUUCCGGUGUUAGGGUAGAGUACGAGGAGGUACGCAGCCACAUCCCACGCAGACACAUGACACAACACACCUCUGCGUCCAACAUAGCAUCCGUCAGCACCGUCGGCGGAUAAUGCAAUGGAUCAGCACCCGCUGGAGCACACCUGAAUGCACAACAUGAUCGGCGACGAGCAGGCCGCAUCGGCGUCCGCGGCGUCGUCGGUGGCCUCGAACAUCUUCGCGGCGUCGGCACUCUUGACCAUCGCAUUGCUGGUUUUGCUGACUAUUCGACACUAUUUGCCUCUUCGAAACACGCCGCACUGGCUGCUGCUCCCCGUCUUCCUGGCCCUCUUCUUGCCCUGUUCGAUUAUCCUCCUGGUCCCCAUCGACUGCGCAGCAACCAACGCCAACCAUGCGAUCUGGUUGCCUGAGCGUGUGACGCUCGUAGCAUGGCGCAUAGCGUACUGGCUCACCUUCGUCUUGACGUGGUUCAUCUUGCCGCUUCUGGGCGAAUACUGCGACUCGGGCUUCCGCGACACGAGAGAGCGAAUCGCCGACGCCGUCCGAUCGAACCUCCGCUACCAAAUCAUCGUGCUCUCAGCAGGCGCAGUAGGCCUCGUAUACUUCAUUCUCGAGAAUGGGUUCCACUUCGCCACGAUCAAGGGCCUGCUCAUGGCACUGGCCUACACCUGGGGCCUGAUUCUGGCAAUCGGCCUCAUGGGACAUGGCUUGGUCGCCAUACCAAGACGUCUGUUCAGAAAUGCAAAUGUGAUAUCUCGCCUACGAUGGUUGCAUGGCCAGGCCCCGAAGAUAAAAGACAGGUUGGACGAGGCUACAGAAAAGCUAGAACACUUGGAGAACACUGUACUCCAACUUAGACGACUCAAGAGUGGAAUGAGCGCGGAGCAGAAGGAGUGGAUCGAUGAGCUGAGCAGUGUAUCUGAUACACGCCCAAAUGCAUUGCCGACUCAACACACCUCCACCCCCAACAUUCCAGCUGUUAUCACUGAUCGGUAUCUCGCCGAUUUGACCCGCAAACUGAAGCGCGCCCGGCAUAGGAAGGCUCGCUUUGUGGAUGAAUGGGAUCGCCUUGUACAGCGAGCCUACGAAACCCAGACCAUUUUGGACUCAGCCACUUCGAAAAAGCUACAAUUUGGACGUAGCGGAAUCGGACGGAACGUCGAUAUUCUUACGCCAACCCUGAGGUACCAUUUGCACAUGAACCUCGUACCAGCGAUACGUGUUGCAGUCUCCUGUGCUCUUGCGCUCGCUGCAGUACUCAUUGUAUGGAGCGAAGUGAUUAGGGCUUUCGCGCCACGACUAUCGGUUAUCGGCUUGACCGUGGUCCAUCACCCAACCUCGACGAGCGGUGGAAAAGUCAAUAUCGGCGGCCAGAUCGUCGCGGCCGCAUGGCUGCUGUAUAUGAAUACUGCUGCGCUCUACGCAAUCCAGGACGUGAAGGUGUGGGGCAACCGCGCUCUCGUCAAGCGGCAAACGUACGGAGAAAGCGCUGCUUGGUACUCGAUGCAGAUUGCGAAGCUCACCGUCCCACUAUCGUACAACUUCGUGACUAUGCUUUCUCCGAGCGUAUUCGAAGAAACAAUGUUUUUCCAGUUCCUGGGAAAGCUUCUCGAUCUUACGCCGCUCGGUUCUGGAUUUAGUCGCUUUUUUCCCUGCUUUGUGCUGAUUCCGGUCUUUGCUACUCUGUUCAACGUCUAUGGAAGAAUGAAGAGCUUACUUGGCUUCGGGUUCCUCGAAGAUGAGAGCGAGAAUAAUCCAUCUGGAUUCGGCACAGGAGGCUGGCGGGAAGGAAAAGCCUUGAUCGAUCGUGAACUGCAAUCUCGUGGCACCGACAGCAUGCUUGGACUCUCCACUCGAGGCGCAUCCUUGGAUCUGGAACGAAACGCCGUCCAGAGUGGCGAGGAUAGUAUAUCUGCGACCCCUGCUCAGGUGGCAGUGCCUUCCAGAGACACAUUCAGUGACCACCCGCCUUCCCGAACCGAAGGCAUUCGCGAGGCGAACAGGCAGUUCAAUGCCAUCACAAAUCAACAGGAGGAAGAUGAUAGUGCCAGACAUUUUUAUCAAGAUCUAGGAGAGCGAAUUCAGAACACCUUUACGACAGUGGAGACGCCAGAGUUGAUGCAGAAGAUUGGGAGUGCAUUCAAGACGCCGAGAUGGAUGCAAGACGAUGAAUCAGGCCCGUCAGCACUUUCCAAAUGGUUUGGGGGACGGCCAGAAGGCGGCAGACUGAGAUUGUAACAUAAUUGACUUGAAAAUUUGUUGUAUUAGCGGGAGUUUGGAAAGUGCUCUCAGGACGAGUCAAAUAGAGAUACAAAUUGUACAAUACAAUAGAGCGCCCAGCAUGCUCGCUUGAACGCAGCAGAUUUCACAAAACCUCG